Messenger RNA from Myotis daubentonii (Daubenton's bat), 3795 nucleotides. RefSeq names its product IQ motif and ubiquitin domain containing (gene IQUB). Bases 1305 to 3656 code for a protein of 783 amino acids. The transcript has 13 exons. The record is from RefSeq and is a predicted model, not a curated record. Gene Ontology annotation, cellular component: motile cilium; acrosomal vesicle. NCBI's taxonomy places the organism in Eukaryota, Metazoa, Chordata, Mammalia, Chiroptera, Vespertilionidae. Gene Ontology annotation, biological process: cilium assembly; flagellated sperm motility. Gene Ontology annotation, molecular function: protein binding.
AUGUUUACUUUGAAUUUAUAUUAGUUCACACAAACACUCCAUCCAUGCUUUUGUUCCGGCCCUCCGGUCCAGUUUAAGAACCCAUUGUGGCCCUCGAGUCAAAAAGUUUGCCCACCCCUGUUCUAGUGCCAUUGUGAACUCUAAAUGGAGGCAAGUUGUAACUUCUCAGAAUGGCCUAUUUCCUUCUCUGUAAAAGAAGUAGAAUUUGUGAUUAAUAAUUUCCUUUUCAAUUCUAAACAUUUGCUUUAAUAUGUAAUACAUUGUAUUUAUUGACAUCAAAAUACGUGAUUGGUCCUAAGGCAUAGAUGCUUUCAGGAUACUUUGUUAACCAACCAUAAAAAGGUGGCUUGAUGUGCCUUUGUCAUAUAUUUAGCCCUAGUUCUCCCAUGAUUCUUGAGUAUCUUAUAUAUUUCAUCAACAAAGCUCCAGUAGCUAUUGAUAAAAGGGGGCCUAUUGAUGUUUGCAGUUGAAAUGUUCGUUGUAGUAUAGUAGUAGUUGUAGUAAUUAUAAUUAGAACUAGAGGCCCAUUGCACAGAUUCGUGCACCAGUGGGGUCCCUCAGCCUGGCCUGUGCCCUCUCGCAGACCAACAUCCCCCAAGGGAUGUAGUAGUGUACGAAGUGGCAGGCCAGCACUGCACCGCUCCCGCUCAUCCUGGCCCUGCUGUGUCUGUUACCACUGCUGCUUGGUAGCUUGGUAGUGCUGCCACAGAGGCGGGAAAGGCUCAUGCCGCUGCAGCUGAGCUUGCCAGCCAUGAGCCUGGCCUCUGGCACCCCGUGGUCAGCUGAGCAGUGUGCCUGCUGUGGGAGCGCAGUGACCACCAGGGGGCAGCUCAUGCAUGGGGCGUCUGUCCCCUGGUGGUCUGUGCGCAUCAUAGCGACUGGUUGUUCAGUUGCUUAGGCUUUUAUAUCCUGUAUAAUAAAAGCCUAAUACGCAAAUCAACUGAACAGCGGAACGACUGGUGGAAUGACCGGUCGCUAUGACGAGCACUGACCACCAGGGAGUAGACACUCAACACAGGAGCUGUCCCCAGCCUGCAGGCCCUAGGCCAGGCAAAGCGGGUGCCAGCAGGGCCCCCCGUCGCCCCACAGAUCAGCCCUGAUCACCGGCCAGGCCUAGGGACCCUAUCCGUGAUGAAUUUUGUCCACCAGCCUCUAGUAUAUAGAUAAUAGCUAAUGUUUGUUAAUGUUUGCCAGGCACUAAAAGUACUUGACUGAUUUCACUUACUAAAUCCAUAUGACAGCUAAGAGUGAGACCCUGAAAAUUAUCUUCAUUUUCCAGAAAAGGAAACCAGAAUCCAAGGAAAAUGUCUAAAGAGUUAGAAGAAUUGGAUCUUCUGGAUACUCCUGUUGCAACAGAAGAAAGUGAUGAUCCUUAUGAGACGAUCAAGAUUCCAGUUAUCUCAGAAGAGCCUCCAGAGUCAGAUCAAACUGAAGACAAUGGGUCUGAGCAAGAAUUGUCUGGCGGUGUCCUGGAACGGCAAGCCAAGGAGCAGAGUGACCAGAGCUCUUCAAGCCUGGCAUCCAAUGAAGAGGUUACGACAUCGGGGCAAGUUUCAGAUUACAAUCUCACCGAAUCUGAUACAACCAGUCGGUAUUCCAAAGAUUAUCAGAUAUUGAUGGAUAAAAUAGAGGCUCUGAGAGGCUCUCUGAAAACAUCAGUGGUAGACCCUACAGCAACAGUAAAAGCUGUACUUCUUCCUGUGUGCCAGGAAGUGAUAAUGCCUUUUAAAAUUGACAGCAGUUUUAAAAACCUCAGGGACCAUUUUUCAUACAUAUUGAAUGUGCCAUCUGAUGUACUACAGUUAAGAUGUGCAGGAAAUAUUCUUAAAAAUCAUGAGACUCUACUAAAAUAUGGAGUUAAGCCACAGGAUAUUGUACAAGUGGAUAUCUAUUCCACACUUCCAGAUCUGUAUCCAAUCAAAAGAUUACACAGAUUAAAUGCCUCUCAAAUCAUAAUUGUCAAAGUACAAACUGCCAUUGAUCAGUACCAGCAUGUAGCUGUUGAGAUGAUAAAAUCUGACUUUCACAAACCAUUUCUUGGUGGAUUCAGACAUAAACUAACGGGAAUAGAAUAUCACAAUGCUGGAACACAAACUGUACCUAAAAAGAUUCCUGAAAAAGACAAUAUAUUUUGUAGGGAUACCCAGACAGUUUUACUGAGAAAAAAGCUCCAACAAACUACAAAUACAACAUCCACACAGAUGACUAAAAUUGGUGUGUAUGUAUCAAAUAUGACUGAUAAACUGAUAACACCAGGAAAAUAUUUUACAGCAGAAGAAUACCAUGCUCGAAGAUUAAAUGCGGUAAUAGUGUUACAGACGUACUAUAGAAAAUGGCAUGCUAAAGUCUUUGUUGAUAAUUUAAGAAGACAAAAAAUGUUAAAGUUGAAGUGGAAAGAAGAGGAAGAACUAAGAAAGAUAAGAGAAAAAGAAGAAUGGAUGAAAAUGGACUAUCUCCGGAGGCAUAAUCCUAAAACAAAAGAAGAUUUUGAACUUCUUUAUAAUGCGCUAGAACUCUGGCGACAAGAACAACUGGAAUACAUUAACCAGACUUUCUGUGGCGCUGAGAGGAAAGUUGCUUUGUGCGAACUUCUGGAAAAAGAGACCCAGAUCAUUGCUUCCAUUGGGAGGUACAGACACAUCGCUUACCUGGCCAACCAGGAAGCCAUCAUACAAACUUUUUUGAAUAAGUGUUCAGCUCCGAAGACAUGGAGAAGAGCCGAUGGCAAAAUAAUUGAGAUGGAAACACAGUUCAUUAUCAGAGCCAGAGAGCUUCAAAACAUCUAUAAAUGCAUUAUGCUGAAAAAUCUCUCCCAAGAUGAGAGGCUGGACGUACUCUUAACACUUAAACAUACUGUGAAGGAACAUGAAUGUAAAUUGACUCAGGAAAUUCUAGAAUUGAUUGACAGAGAGGUUGACCUUAUGAUGAGAGGAGUCAAAAAUGAUAACCUUGAAGGACUCAGAAAAAGAAUUGCAACAUUGUUUUUUCAUUACAUCAAAACACCUUUGUUUAAUGCAGAAGUUGCAAGACACCUUAAGGUUCCUCCAGACCCACUGAAAUUUUAUAAGAAGAUUUACUUUUGCUACAGUUGCCAGCUCUACUUACCGUCUACGGAGUUCGCUAUCUCAUCCACUGCACACCGCAUAUACCGGUGUCGUAACUGUAUUAGCCUUGACAAUGAGACUCGACAACGGGAAUCAUUUUUGAAGUACAAAUAUUUACUUAAGCGGCUCUACUUUUCAGAAGUUAAUUAUGAAGAUGAUUCUAAAAUUGCUUUCCUGAUACAGCUGCAAGAUAUUCAGUACCUGGUAGAGAACAUCUGGGCGGCCCAGUCAGCACUCAGUGCCUGGAAUGACCUCAACGAUCUGGUCGUCGUCCGGUGGGACAAGGCCGUGGAGUGGUCCCCCUGGAACUGCAUUCUCCUCACCAAGGAUGAAGCUGCCGCUCACCUCAAGCUAACAAGUAUUGAAGCGGGAUAUGAACCCUUGUUCAUUCACAAGAUCAAACACAAGCAUAUCCUGGCUAAGAACUACUUUUCGCAGAUUCCAGUCCUGGCUUCAUUUAUAGUUGAUGAUCCCGAAAUAGGUGAAAUCAGACAGAAAUAUCAGGAAGACACAAGCCCUAAGAUUAUAGAGCCCCAGAUGCCCAGUCCUUAGAAGACCCAGGAGUACUUGUUUGAUGAUCAGCAUUUUGUCCACUGCAAAUAGAAUAAUACAGAGGUCACACCGUAUGGAAAUAGAAUUUGUUAAAUUGGUUUUAAUUGUUUUUCAAAUAAAAGUCUAUUGAAAUGUAAAA